AUGGUAGACCAGGAUCUGACCUCCCUCAGUUCCCAGCCACAUGCUGGAACCCCUCCCUUCCUCCACCCCACUCUCUUCCUUUGUCAGCCCCUCCACAAUGGGUGGCGAUCUCAUCUUCCAGUACUUGGGAUCAAUGGGGGGUGGCGGAGAGAGAGAUGUGGCUCCUCGCUCACCCCUCCUCCUGAAUCCCUCCUCAGUCGGCGAAACAUCAGCUGCUACCACUUUCAGGAGGUCCGGGGCCGAGUUGGAACAGACGCGAUGAAACCCGUUUCUCUUUCUCGGGCUGCCGUCUUCGUGACCCCCGAACGCAAUCUGGUGGAUGGGGGCGGGGUCUAUGGGGAUGACAUCAUCGGUGGGGUCGGUGCGGGGAUCACUGCGAGUGCUAGUGAGACUAGGGGAGCGACUGAGUGAUGGAGUUGUGGAGGACGAGUCAGAAGAAAAUGAAGUUAUCAGAGAUCCACGAAUGUCUCUUGGCAUUGACUGUGUCACCUUCCCCACCAGCUCAGGAGAAACUACCGGGACUGUCCGAUCCUCCAAUGGGACAUCCAAAUUAUCAGACCCAUCCUCUAACGGGACGUCCAAAUUCGUAGACAGGCCGUCGGACUCCAGAGAGAGAGCGGUAGAAGGGCGAUCGUUGUCAGAGUCUUGAACAGGUAUGGCGGAGAUGCAGAGGAUCUUGGAGUCACUGACAGUGAUGUUGGCCACCAUGUGAGGCCUGGUGGAGGUCUCCAGGUCAAGGAGACACACCUGACCUCCGUACCCGUCGCAACAGGCCACCCAGAGAUUGUGGUACGACGCUCCGUCGCCAGGGAGACCGACACCUGCACAUGACAACUGUAGAACAAGGGAGAGCUCGGCCAGACUGCACGUGGAGAGGAUGAAGGAAUUCAAACCCUCCAUCGUCCGACGGCUGAGGUGAGCUACGAGACGAAUGGGGCGCGGCCAGCAGUGGGGAGCACGUGGAUCUCUUCACUUUGAGGAAGUCCUCUUCCCACGAGUUUCUGAUCUUCUGAGACGGGAAAAUGAUGGAAUACUGCGUCGGAGGGAGACUGGCCCACACACCACAUGGAAAGAGGAAAAUAUACAGUACUUUCAUCAUUAACAGAAAAACAUUCUCAAUGUGUGGGUGGGGUAUUUUGAUAAGAACUUCAAAAGGUCUUCUGUUUCCUUUUUGAAAUCCUGUCUGUCUCGCUAUGUGG
Geodia barretti is the source of this 1199-nucleotide messenger RNA. Lineage: Eukaryota; Metazoa; Porifera; Demospongiae; Tetractinellida; Geodiidae. The record is from the annotation of a GenBank genome assembly.